Molecule: messenger RNA, 7983 nt
Organism: Leptidea sinapis
Lineage: Eukaryota; Metazoa; Arthropoda; Insecta; Lepidoptera; Pieridae
Product: protein C12orf4 homolog
Exons: 9
Coding region: 3973-5529 (518 amino acids)
Cellular component (GO): cytoplasm
Source: RefSeq, a predicted model, not a curated record
AUAUAAUAAUAAUUAAACUAAUGGGAAUGGGGCUUUUAUGAGAAAAUACGAUAUUUUUGUAUAUCUUUAAAGUAAAAUCUCACUUUUUAUGAGCUGAUAAGUGAUAGAACGAGAAAAUACUUCUGAUGUUAAGCAGCUGGAUCAUCUACCCAUAGCAGUGUCAAUACGAUCCGAGUCGUAACGCAAAACAAAAUUACUCACGGCGUAACGCCAUUCUUCCCUCAUCUUUCUACAUGAGAUGGAAUGUCUUUCCUGGUUGUAAUUACAUUGACACACUACUGGAACACGACAGCGCACAGCAGGUUUUUAGCAGAAAUAGGUUUGUCUGUCUCGAGUCAGUUAUUGCCCCUGCCUAUUUAAUCAAAGUUGCAGUGCCCAAAGGUGUCGUAAGAGGCGAGUAAGGGCAUUUAACAAUGGGAGGCUCCUUUGCAUAGGAUGCAGCUAGAUUAUGGGUACCUCAACGGCGCCUUUUUCUGUUGUGAAGCAGUAAUGUGUAUGCAAUAUUGUGUCUCGGUAUGAAGGGCGCUGCAGCUAGUGAAAUUACUGGGCAAAUAAGAUUUAACAUUUUUUUUCUCAAGGUGACAAGCGCAAUUGUAGUCCGCUCAGGAUUUUUGGGAUUUUCACGAAUCCUGAGCGGCAUUGCAUUGUAAUGGCAGGACGCUCGUCUCGUCCCUUAUUGUCAUAAAAAAAAUAACCGAGAGCAUUGAAUGACAAUUAAAUGCUUUAAUAUGCCAAACAAACGUCGGGUCCUUUACAUUUGUAAUUGUCACGCAUAAUACCGUUGCAAAUUGUUAUUAGAAACUUAUCGAUCCCAUGAAUUGUUGCUAGUAAACUAUACCAACGAGCUCGUUGGUAUAGUUUACUAGCAACAAUGGAGAGCUCUCCAUUCAGGCUGGUCAUCAAAAUAGAAAAAUGACAAGAUAACCUCUGAUUUGUUCUUUUUCUCAGAUUAAAAAAACUACUUUUCACGAGUUCAGAUAUCAGGGUAAAUGAACAUGCGGAUUAUAUGACUAUAUUUUCAUGCAUCUAAUAAAAAUAGUGGCUUGCGCAACGAGUGCGCAUGAGCAACCUUUGCACGGCUCUGAUCCGUACGGAAACUGACACGGAGAGUUAAGCUCAAAAUAUUCCGGUCCCACGUGAAGACCGUAUUGAUGUAUGGGUGUGAGACGUGGAAGGUCACCAAGCCCCCUCAUCAACUUCAGGUUUUUGUUAACCGAUGCCUUCGAAAUAUCCUCGGUAUUCACUGGCCCGAUAAAAUUUGGAACCAUCCCCUUUGGCAACGCUGUCAUGAAGUCCCAAUCGACCAACAGAUAAAAUGCCGCAAUUAGAGCUGGAUCCACGUAGGCCACACACGCCGGAAGGACCCUAACCGUAUACCGAGGCAAGCCCUAGACUAGAACCGUCAAGGAAAACGCAAACGUGUCCGUCCAAGGAAACCGGGCGGCGGACUGUCAUUGACGCAGCGAAAGACAUCGGAAAGAUUUGAGUGAAAUUAUUAAGAGAGUUGCUCACGACCGAUCGCGAUGGAGAUGCACUGUGGAUGCCCUCUCAGCUAGGGGAUACGGGAACUUAAGUAAUAAAAUUAGUAUUAUUUCUCGGGCAUAAGUUUCUAAACCCAACAUACUGUGUCUAGAAACUUAUGCGCGUGAAAAACAGCCUUGUUAUGUAGUCAAAGUCAAAGUUAUUCACACAACAGAAUUACAAUAAAAAAUUGUAAAUCAUCAGCUAAAUACAAGAUAGGCACUCUACUUUGUGUGUACACAGAAUGAAUGGCAGAAAUAUUUGUUACAUUUUAUGCAAGUUCUAAGGUUUUAUAUGUUCCUUCUUGUGUAUAAAGUGGAUCGCACUAGAGUCUAGACCAGGGGUCGGCAAGUAGGGUAAGGUGGAGACCAGAUAUGCGGGAAAAUUCUAACGAGGUCCGGAAAAACAACUGAUAAUAAUUACGUGCUACCUAUUUAUUGUAUGGUCUUAAAUAAAAUUUAGAAGGCAAGAAAAACACAAGACGUAAAUUUAAUGUGAGAAACUGCACCGACGGUCUUGAGCCAGUUUUUAUAGUUUAUUAUUAAUUAGUACCUGGUAUACAAUUAAUACAAACAUUACAAUAUUUGCUAGUCACAGGUUCGACCUAUCGCGGUCCGCCUGUAGCCGACACUUGGUCUAGAGUCUAGACCGUGCGGAAGGAUAUGCGAUGGAUCGACCAAAUCAAGUCUGCCGUGGGCAGUUUUAGUGUAUGAGUGCACCAAAGAGGAUGUAAAUACUACGUAAUACGAGGCGGGACUGCCUAAGUAAAAAUUUAAAUUUAGUUGAGUAUGAAACGUGCAGUAAUUUGACAUAAGUUCGAAAUUGUAAUUACAAUAUUGGGCGACGAAGUAUAAUCCGGCUAAGUUUGAUAGCGGACAGUUGCUUAAAACGUAGUGAAUUUCGGCAAUAUCUGUUUUUUUUACAUGUAUUAAAGCCGUCAUCUGUCAAUCUUUCAAUGACUGCACGUUUCAAACAAUCGAGUGUAUCCCUUUUUUUUUGAGUUUCGCUAGGUGCAUUGGCAGUGCACUCAAAUGAUGACCCACGACAGCUCUGUCAAGAGCGUACAAUUUAAGAAAAAUAAUAAUAGCUAUUAAAGCAGAUUUUCAUAUAGAAUAAGAUGAAGGAUGGAUUUUCGUGUAGCAGGGUAAACUAAAACUAAACUCUACUUAGAGAGAAAUGUAUUAGCAUCAGUUGUACGUAAGCAGCAAUUAAACUUUUUGAUUCACGUUUUUCGCUCGGCAUAUGUUUAUUAAAGGCUUUUAAAAGUAGGUUCCAAAACAAGGUUCCUCUCUUGCAACACCGGAGAAAAAUUAUAUACCUACCUACGCGAUUUCUUUUGAUGAAGGAUACUAUAUGGAUAUACUUGUAUGGGUGGCAUCAUGACACUCAAUGGCAUCUUUUAAAUUUUGUAACAUACCUACGCUUCGUGUUAUUUUACAUUGAAAUUAAUAAAAUACAAUAAAAAAAAUCACUAAUGAAAUAAGUUUUUUUUAAAGUGAUCAAAUGGGGGUCUACCCCAGUCUAACCUGGCUACGUUAGUUUAAGAACUUAUUGCCCAUAAAACUAACGAUGGUUUUUCUCAUAGACCAAGUAUAGUAACUAGACAUCGGUUUAGCGUGGCCAACAUGAGACAGAUAAUAUCCUAUAUAUAUAGGUACAAUAGGUACAUAAUAUAACACAAGUAUUCUUUCACUAUCACUUUUACAUCAUAAAACAAAACAUCACACCAUAUUUCCUUCGAUUCUACUUAAAAUUGUCACUGAUGUUAAUAAUAAAUAGUGGAUAUUUCACACGUUUUACAACUUUUCUGUGCAGCGCUGUCAAGUUUGUUUAGCACACCGGGUGUGCUGACCUUGAAAAAACCGGCACGCAUGGCGAAACAAAAAAUCUAAUCACUCUAUCUCAUUUCUUUAGAUAAAAUUCGCAUAAGUUUUUCUUUUUCUCGUGUUGUGUGAGUUAGACGGAAGCUAUCAAUUAUUAGUCUAGUUACUAUAAGUACUUGGUCUAAAUAAUAUUUAAAAAUUAUUUAAAUAUUAUUUUAUUGUAUUUUGGUUUUAGCUGAUGGUCUUGUUACCAAUGUCCAAUGCUCUCAAUAAAUAAAACAAACAACAAACAAGUAAUGAAAUAAAUUUACACUUGAUUUUGCUACAUAAUAUGCCUUCAUUUUAAUUUAUGACAGCAAACAGCUGACUAUUGAGCAAUGGAUGGCAUUGGCCAAUGUGAAACCAUUACUAACCAAUGGUCAAUGAGUGAUUGACACUUGACAGUACUUACUUAGUUCUAAUUUCUAAACAUACGGUAGACACAGUUGUUUGUUUUGUUGACUUGUUGUAAUGUGUGAAGUAAUAACUUUAGAGCUUUAAUAAUAUUAAGUAUUAAUCAUAGAAAAGAGGCGGUGCUUUAUUCUCCAAGAAUUUGCCCCAUAAUUUGUUAGUGUUAUUAAUUUUUGCAAUGACAACGGAAUCUGCCCAAAAAGUAACGAAAACAUUUAAUUAUUCGUUUCCGACGUGCACAAACAAGGAUGUUUUCUUCAAGUUAGAAGUCCCGGUGGAUAUUCCCUACGAUGGCUCUUCAGGGGAACUGGUCCAAAGGAUUAUCAAAAUGUUCCGGAUUCCUGUAUUCUUAGAAGAUGAGUUAAAUGAAAAGCUGUCACAUUUUAUAUCUGAAGAAACCAAAACAUUCCACAAUGACCGAGAUGAGAAACUUAUAAACCAAUUAAAAAAUGGAGAGCUUAACUUAGAAGGUAUCAUCAAAAACUGGGAGAAAAGCUUCAAAGACAAUGUGUUAGAGUAUGCUGAACAGAAGGGGUCCUCGGAUGAAGAGGUGUUUGCUGCGGCGUAUCACAAGCUUGUACAUUCACCAGCUCUGGACACAAUAAUGCAAGUUGAGAGCUCAUACGCCAAUACUGUUAUGAGUAUGAUUGACAGCAGAGAUGAUGAUACCAAGAAACUCACACAAAGACAAACCGAAGAAAUGGAGGAGAAAAUGCGUCUCCUAAACACGUCUACCACGGAAGACGACAUAAAUGCUCUAGCGGCGAAACAUUUUGAGGAACAGAGUGUGACUUCAGGCCGAUGGGAGUCCCAACUCGAUGCCCUGCGGCAUGCCCAAAGAGCGGAGCAUAGAGCCUGGAUCAUGUCCGCCAUUGAUGAUUACCAGCUUAACGAAAACGCUACACCUAGCAACUCCCCCCUGUGCACGCUGCCCCCGGAACUCCCCCCGGCCGUCCCCGCGCCCCCUCGCCUGGAGGAGAGUUUCACCAUCCACCUGGGGUCACAACUCAAACAAACGCACAACAUUCGACUGCUUGCGGCAGACAUAUUGGAUUUGUGCUCCGUCAACCGUGGCGACAGUGGGACGUGGAGUAGAGUCCAGCCGGCCCUGGCCUUGUACUCGAGCGAGCUGAGCGGCGUGGUGCUGCUCGCCGAGCAUGCUCCCGAACGUUCGCCGCUCGCCGAGCGUGCUCGCCGAGCCACAGAACACCACUUCCCCGACGUACACCUGCAGCUGAGAGACAUCGCUGACAAAGUUAAAGAGCCGGCGGAGGCGCGGAACAAGGCACGCGGUAGUUCUCGCUCCCGAGCGCUUCAGCCUGGCGACGUGUUCAUCAGCCGCCACUCCAACCUGAUGGACGCCCACGUGGUCUACCAUCUACUGGUCGAUGAUGACAAUAUAAACUCGGGUGAUAUAACAUCUCGCCACCCGGCUAUACUCGGCCUGCGGAACAUUCUCAAGUCCGCGAGUUGUAACGACGUGACCUCGCUCGCCAUACCGCUGCUUCUUCGACACGAUUUCACAGAGGAGAUGACAAUGUCGUGGUGCCUGCGGCGCGCCGAGCUGGUGCUCAAGUGUGUGAAGGGGUUCAUGUUGGAGACCAGCGCGGCGGGCGGCACCGACCUGCGCACUCUCACCGUGCUGCUGCCGGCUGCCGCGCCGCAGCUGUUCCAGGCCAGCGGCCAGCUCCUCACCUCCAUCUUCCGGCUGGCCUCGCCCGUGCGCCACCACUGAUAGCACCGACCUGCACUCUCACCGUGCUGCUGCCGGCUGCCGCGCCGCAGCUGUUCCAGGCCAGCGGCCAGCUCCUCACCUCCAUCUUCCGGCUGGCCUCGCCCGUGCGCCACCACUGAUAGCACCGACCUGCACUCUCACCGUGCUGCUGCCGGCUGCCGCGCCGCAGCUGUUCCAGGCCAGCGGCCAGCUCCUCACCUCCAUCUUCCGGCUGGCCUCGCCCGUGCGCCACCACUGAUAGCACCGACCUGCACUCUCACCGUGCUGCUGCCGGCUGCCGCGCCGCAGCUGUUCCAGGCCAGCGGCCAGCUCCUCACCUCCAUCUUCCGGCUGGCCUCGCCCGUGCGCCACCACUGAUAGCACCGACCUGCACUCUCACCGUGCUGCUGCCGGCUGCCGCGCCGCAGCUGUUCCAGGCCAGCGGCCAGCUCCUCACCUCCAUCUUCCGGCUGGCCUCGCCCGUGCGCCACCACUGAUAGCACCGACCUGCACUCUCACCGUGCUGCUGCCGGCUGCCGCGCCGCAGCUGUUCCAGGCCAGCGGCCAGCUCCUCACCUCCAUCUUCCGGCUGGCCUCGCCCGUGCGCCACCACUGAUAGCACCGACCUGCACUCUCACCGUGCUGCUGCCGGCUGCCGCGCCGCAGCUGUUCCAGGCCAGCGGCCAGCUCCUCACCUCCAUCUUCCGGCUGGCCUCGCCCGUGCGCCACCACUGAUAGCACCGACCUGCACUCUCACCGUGCUGCUGCCGGCUGCCGCGCCGCAGCUGUUCCAGGCCAGCGGCCAGCUCCUCACCUCCAUCUUCCGGCUGGCCUCGCCCGUGCGCCACCACUGAUAGCACCGACCUGCACUCUCACCGUGCUGCUGCCGGCUGCCGCGCCGCAGCUGUUCCAGGCCAGCGGCCAGCUCCUCACCUCCAUCUUCCGGCUGGCCUCGCCCGUGCGCCACCACUGAUAGCACCGCGCACAGAACAUGGCCAGCUGACAGCAGAGCAGAGUUGGUAGAAACCAUCAGGGUAAAACACAUUGGGAUAAAAUGAAUGGAUUUAUUUGUAAAAACUGAUUCCUAAAGAAGUCUGUAUGAUGUCUAUUAAAGUAAUACGAAGAGAAACCAGGGGUGUAGAAGUGUGCAAGGCACAAUAGGCGACGGACAAAUGGCCGUUGGGCAGAAAUCUUCGAAUGGCGACCACAAGUGAUGGUAGUGACCAAAGAUCUGUUUGGGAUCGCCGGAAUGAGUUGGAUGAGGGCAGCGCAGGACCGAUCGACAUGGCGAUCUUUGGGGGGAGACCUUUGUCCAUCAGUGGACGUCUUCCGGCUGAAAUGAGGAGGAAAAACCGGAAUAAGCCCAGUAUUCUUUGGGAACCCUAUAUCGAAUGCUUUGAUGACCCCGUUCAGUUGGAGUUGGAAGUAAUAUAGCUAAACUUUCACAUAAAAUUGAGGGUUAAAGUACCUUAAUACAGAAAAUUGGAGCCCAAUAUCUUAACCUAAAAAAGCAGCUGAAGUAGAAGUCAUAGUGCAAAUACACAAUUGUUAAAGGAGUUGGGAACUCCAGGAGCAUUAUUGUUGGGGUUUUGGUUUGCUGGAAAAAGACAAUGAAGAAUGGGCCGUCUAACUGCCUAAGUAAUUUGAUCAAUUAUAAAAUUGAGCAACCUCACUUUAAGAUCUAAUUUCACGUUGGUGACUUAAAGUUCCUUCAAGACCGCACUCUGGACAACGCCACCCACUCAAGUUGGUGAAGGUGGUGUGAUGAUGCUGAGCAUUUGGCAUGCAAGGGAAGGGGUGGAGUCCUCCUACGUUGUACUUUGCUGUCUUCAUCUUCUUUGUGUACAUCUUUGAUCAGAUAUAUACUAGAUUCAGCUUUACAGCAUACAUAUGGCAUGAGUUCAUUCUUAUCUAUUUAUAUCUCUGCCACUGCGCAGUAGAAUUGUGUCCGUGUAUAUGCAGAGUUCGCUCAUGUUCGACCAUCCAUAAAUUACGUCACAGGGAGGGGGGUCUCCAUAGAGUGACAAGGAUUCUCUCAUUAACACCCGUACCAUUAGCGCCUCAGGAAUAUUUUUUAUAAUUUUAAUGUUCACUAUAAUUAUUAUCCUGAGACCCGUAUGUUUAAUUGUUUGUCUCCAUAAAAAUAAGAGAACAGAUUUAAGAAAAAUUUAAUUUAACUAGUCAUACUAUUAAAUUAUUUAAAUUGAUGAAUAUACCAGAAAUUUAUUCUACUUUCGUUACUGUGUCACUAUACUUCCUAAAUGCGGUCGCAAUGCAAAAAUAUUUUUUAUUUAUUAAAAGGGUCAUUUGCUAUUGACAUUUGCGACUGAUCUUUAUAUUUCGACACGUAAUUACUUAUAAAUUCACAAUAUAUUUUCACGUAGAUAAGAAUAUUAUUGAAUGAUCUGUAUUAUAUAAGAAUUAUUGUACAUAACUUUUGUUAAUUACUAUAUAAAUUAAAAAACAUAUAAAUUA